GCUAAGGUGAAAGAGGAAGAAAAUAAUCUCUAUAACCUCUGUGCUGAUCUCAUCAGAGUUGCUGUAUUCAACAAGGACGGGAUUGACUUUUACAACAUGCAGUGCAUGCUUGGGUUUCAGGUUGUAGGACAACAUAUUUCGUUCUACCUCACCACUCUUUUGUGCGAUGGCCUAUAUGUUAUGGUGGAGAUUGGCCAUCUAAAUGUUCCAAUGUCACUCGAACAACUUCCUGCUUUCCUUUCCAGCCUUGACACGCUUCUCAUCAUCACCAAUGCAUACUGGGCUAAUUGUCUCAGGUCCGAUGCCACCGUUGAAAUAGAAUCAAACAAGCGCAAUACUCUUGCUACUCCAAAUUUCAAAGAGUUAAUUGCAAACAGCCGGGACCGGCAUCGUCCUU
Molecule: messenger RNA, 397 nt
Organism: Paraglomus brasilianum
Lineage: Eukaryota; Fungi; Glomeromycota; Glomeromycetes; Paraglomerales; Paraglomeraceae
Source: the annotation of a GenBank genome assembly